This is a messenger RNA of Cyphomyrmex costatus, 973 nucleotides long. RefSeq names its product leucine-rich repeat-containing protein C10orf11. NCBI's taxonomy places the organism in Eukaryota, Metazoa, Arthropoda, Insecta, Hymenoptera, Formicidae. Gene Ontology annotation, biological process: melanocyte differentiation. Bases 156 to 920 code for a protein of 254 amino acids. Gene Ontology annotation, molecular function: protein binding. The record is from RefSeq and is a predicted model, not a curated record. The transcript is spliced from 4 exons.
AUACCCCUAGACCAACGAGCCGUAUACACAUUUAAUGUUAUAAAUACAGGAUAUCGAACUUUAAUGUUACGGUAAUUAUACCGACACACGCACAUACGCACAAGGUGUUAUCUAUGUUAUUAACUGCGCGAUAAUUCUCUCGUGGUGCGUGGCAUAUGUUCAACAUGGCGGGCCACGGUCAGCAAGACUUUAAUAGGAGUGCAUUGACGCUCGAUAGUGGACGGGCAUGGUAUACGGGGCAAAAAGCAGAAAAGAUUCCUAAUGGUUUGAUGGGAGUCGUUGGUCACGAUUGUCACGGCUUAGAUCUCUCUUAUAACGAAUUAACAACUAUUUUUGGCAUAAAGGAUUUUGAGCAGCUUCAGGAAUUGAUCUUGGACAAUAACAAACUUAACAAUCUCAAAACGCUACCUCAUAUGCCGACUUUGACCACUCUGAGUCUUAAUAAUAACAAGAUAUCCAAUAUCGAGAAAGCUCUUGAUAAAAUACGAGAAUGUUGUCCCAAUGUGGAAUACGUGAGUCUUCUGGGCAAUCCCGGUUGCCCUGAUCAAUUGACCAAUCCUACAUCUACCGAUGAUGAUGAUUACGAGCGUUAUAGGCUAUACGCCAUCCAUAUUUUACCUCCGAGUCUUCGCUUUCUGGACUCCCGAAGAGUCACUCAACAGGAGAGAUCAAACGCUAAUACUCGUGGUAGAUAUUCCAAGACGAUCAAGCUCGUCCCGGAGUUGAUUCGUAAGUUCAUACCCGGUUCGACGCAAGCUAACAAUGAAUUCGAUGACAUAUACUUCAACAUCCAUUACACCCCCUUGCCAAGUUCGUUGCGCAAUCCUCACGAUCACAAAGGUGCAUAUGGUAAAUGUAAGUAUCGAUAUUCUGGCAAGAAUUCAGAAGGCAACAGGUUCAUCUCGAACAAGGAUCUUUAAUCGAGAAUUACAUAUCUAUAUAUUUCUAAGCGUGGUUUUAAAAUAUUUUUCUA